AACACGAAAAUUCACCUAAAAAUGUAGUUCAGGGCCAUAUUAUGGUUUAAUAAAUAUAAAAUUUUCUGGUGAUGAAAUUUUCUGUACGAACCGUAGGCAAAUAUCAAAGUGACGAUAUAUAGUGUUUUAAGAGUGAUGAAAGAACUAAAUUAAAUUGAAAACAAAAUCAGGUCCGCAUUUCAAAAAAUUUAUAUUUUAUGAUGGUUGCCAGAAGCCGAAACGUCAGAUUCAAUAUUUAAUCAUACCGAGUUAUAGAUCAGAAAAAGUGGCCAUGAAAAUGUGUUUGUCAUUUGAAAUUAUGUUAACAAACAGAACCAGUAGACAAUAGAAACCAAAAUUCAAAAUUCCGGUUUUUUUCCAAUAUUUCUAAUUUUUUUUAAAUGCAAAACGGCAUUUUAUCGAGCAACAAAUUGCGCAACUUUGCCUCCAUUUAACCGAUUCUGUAUCUCUUCGAAUUUCCGAAAUCCCAAUGAUGAGCGUCGAAUUUGAGCCAUCCUGUACAUCUAAAAACAGCGCAAAUCUUUUGUAUAGCCACCUCUAGCGUCCACCAUUAUGCAGUCUUCGUGGUAACUAAAGCUUUAUUCGUUCGUGAAGAAAAUGGUUUCACGCUCGUGCAACAUUUACGUUGCAACCUAUUUGAUGAUAUAGUGAUCCUACAGGCGACUUUGAUAUUUUCGUAGAGGAGGAACUGAUUUUCGGCACAUCAUUAACCUGAACUUUGUGCCAUUCUCUUUUUAAACAGCAAUUUUCCCGAUUUUAAUGAGAUCUAGGCAUAUUUUAAGAAAAUACAGCCUCAAGGAAGCCGCAUUCAAACUUGCCGCAAGGUCAAUGGCUAUAAAUCAGAUUUUAAAUGGACCUUCUCAAAAUUUCUAUAGUACCUAUAUGACAAAAACAUAAAUAAAAUAUAAUCUCUCGUCACAUAAUGUUCUUGAUAGAUAAACGCCGUGAGUUUUCUUUCUUUUUGGCAACCCAAACUUUAUUUGCUUUGUGAAGCAAAUGUUUUUAAAAGCGGCUUCCCGCCCGUAAAAUAUUUAAGUUGCAUAAAAAUAUAAAUAAAAUAUAAUACCUCGUAUCCACUUUGAAUCGGCAAAUUAAUAACAUAAUAAUAUAAAAUAUCGUCACAAAUUUUUUUUGCUGGAUAAACACAACGGUUUUCCUCUCGUUUGGACUAAAAUGUUACACCGCCUAAUAAGCGAUGAGCUGUCACAGACCUCUUCGAUUCGAUCACCUGUCAAUUGUGAACGUUUCGUGACAACCACGUUUCUAUAAACAAAAAAAGUAGACGCCAAUUUCCAGUUGAUUAAUAUUCCUGCGGCAACGCUUCCGAUAUCAGUUUCUCGAUGGACUUGCAAGACAAGCACAAAAAAACCGCCAAAAGGCAAUUCGAGGUGUAUUUAGAAUUCGCCAGGAGGCACAACAUACUCAGAAUGAACUGGGUUUAUCAGCGAAGUCACUUGAAUGAAUUGAAUGAAGUUUGGGCCAGGAUGUGCACGGAGCUAAAUAAGUCCAAUGGACCUGUCAGGGACGUAUCUCAUUGGAAAAAGGUGUUUACAGAAUGGAAAUCCCAUACCCGAAGAAAGGUGAAGACGAACAAGUGUCUAAGCGACAUCGAAAAGCAAUUAUUAGAGGUGAUGAAGCUCUCCAUUUUCGAUAAUCCGAAGAGCCCAACAGGAAAUGGAUUGACUCGUUUUCAUUUCAUGGAGAAAGAGGAGUCCAAACCAGUGGUGAACCACAAUCUGCGUCCCUCGAUCAGAGGCAAGCCAUCGAUUGUCAUUUUACAGGAUCUGAGUCGAUCAAAGAAGGCGAAAUCGACCGACGUGAAUUUUUUAAGUAACGAGAUAAUGAUAAAACACGAAAACGUCGAUGAGGCAGAGGACAAUGAUAUUACGGAAGAAGAAAAUUCCACAUCAAGCGAAGAAACGCCAAACUGCGAGGAACAACGGCUUUCAACACAAAACGUUAUUCCCGGAAAAAAUAUAAAUGAACAGCAAAACAGUUUAAGCUUCAAGGAGAAAGAUAAAUUUUUCGAAAAAGAUGGUGACAGAUAUUUUAAAAAUCGCGAUGCCUCAGUCCAAACGUGCCGCCAAAAUUCCAAUGAGCACGUUCCAGAGGGGCUAAUCCAGAUCAGCUCAUCAUUAAUGACAGUUUCUAGGGCAAUAAAUAGAUACUGCGACCUGUUGCAGAAGAGAUUUUUAUAAACUUUUUGUUUAUGAAGUGUUUAUUUAACUUUGGUAUUUUAUGCUUGAU
Molecule: messenger RNA, 2247 nt
Organism: Cylas formicarius (sweet potato weevil)
Lineage: Eukaryota; Metazoa; Arthropoda; Insecta; Coleoptera; Brentidae
Exons: 5
Coding region: 1341-2198 (285 amino acids)
Source: RefSeq, a predicted model, not a curated record